This is a messenger RNA of Zonotrichia leucophrys gambelii, 1332 nucleotides long. RefSeq names its product YjeF N-terminal domain containing 3 (gene YJEFN3). The record is from RefSeq and is a predicted model, not a curated record. Gene Ontology annotation, molecular function: NAD(P)HX epimerase activity. Lineage: Eukaryota; Metazoa; Chordata; Aves; Passeriformes; Passerellidae. Bases 237 to 974 code for a protein of 245 amino acids. Gene Ontology annotation, cellular component: mitochondrion. The transcript has 7 exons.
CAUCCCCGGCAUUCCCGGUGGGACCGGAGCAUCCCCGGCAUUCCGGGGGAACCGCUCCAACCGGAGCAUUCCCGGUGGGACCGGAGCGUCCUCGGCAUUCCCGGAGGAUCCGCUCCGACCGGAGCAUCCCCGGCAUUCCCGCGGGCUCCCCUCCCACCGGAGGCUCCGCGCCGCUCCCGCCGGCUCCGCUCCCGCCGGGGCUCGGUUCCGCCGCCGCUCCGGUCCCGCUCCCCGCCAUGAGCUCCGCGCCCAGCCCGUCCCGGGAGCCGCCCCGGUACCUCAGCCAGGCCGAGGCGGAGGCCAUGGAGAAGGAGCUGCUGGAGGAUUAUCGCUUCGGGCGGCAGCAGCUGAUCGAGAUCUGGGGACACGCCUGUGCCGUGGCUGUCACCAAGGCGUUCCCGCUGCGCUCUCUGCGGCGCAGGCAGCCCACGCUGUUGGUGGCGUGCGGGCCGGCGCAGAACGGGGCCGUGGGUUUGGUGUGCGCCCGCCACCUGCGCAGCUUCGAUUACGAGCCCACCAUCUUCUACCCCAAGCGCUCCCCGGACCCGCUGCACCGCGACUUCACCACGCAGUGCGAGAAGAUGGACAUCCCCUUCCUGUCCUACCUGCCCACCGAGGUGCAGCUCAUCAACGACGCCUACAACGCCGUGGUGGACGCGGUGCUGGGCGCCGAGGGGACACAGGGGACAGAGGGGACAGAGCCGUGCGCGGCCAUCCUGGCCACCCUCAGGCACGUCCGCAUCCCCAUCGUCAGCCUGGAUGUCCCCUCAGGCUGGCUGCCCGGCCCGGUGGGUGGCAGCGGUGACAUCAGCCCGGACGUGCUGGUGUCGCUGGCGGCCCCCAAGGAGGUGGCGCGGCGCUUCCGGGGACGGCGACACUUCCUGGCCGGGCGCUUCGUGCCCGAGGAGCUGCGCAGGAAAUUCGGGCUCAGCCCCCCCGAGUACCCGGGCAGCGACUGCGUGGUGGCCCUGUGACCCCAAGGAAAGCCCUGGGACCCCAAGGAAACCCCUGGGACCCCAAAUAAAUCCCCAUGACCCCAAAAACCUCUGGUGGUGGGCCCUGUGAUCCCAAAAACUCCCUGGGACCCCAAACAAACUCUGCUGGUGACCCUGUGACUCCAAUACCCCUGGGACUCCAAAAACCCCCUGGGACCCCAAAUAAACUCUUGGUGGUGGCCCUGGGACCCAAAAACCCCUGGGACCCAAAAUAAAUCCUCUGGGACCUCCAAAAUCCCCUGGGACCCUAAAAAACCCUGCCGGUGGCCCUGUGACCCCAAAAACAACCCUGGUGGGCCCCGAGACCCCAAAUAAACUCCUGUGACCCCCAAAUAAA